Messenger RNA from Poecile atricapillus (Black-capped chickadee), 464 nucleotides. Its product is annotated as ovomucoid-like. Gene Ontology annotation, molecular function: protein binding. The record is from RefSeq and is a predicted model, not a curated record. The transcript is spliced from 4 exons. NCBI's taxonomy places the organism in Eukaryota, Metazoa, Chordata, Aves, Passeriformes, Paridae. The coding region runs from base 89 to 337 and encodes 82 amino acids.
UAAGCGUGGUUGCCACCUGAGGACAGAAUCCAGGCUGUGUUUCCUGAGCAAAAGCCAAGCUCUGCUGCUCACAGCUCAUCCAGCCACCAUGAAGACCACAGGGCUGCUGCUGCUGCUCUCUCUGGCCCUUUUCUGCAUCUCAGUUCCAGCUGCUGAUGCACUGCAGGCUGCACCCAUCUACUGCAGGAACCAGAGGACUCUGAGGAAUAUGUGUUCCAUGGAGUAUGUCCCCCACUGCGGCUCUGAUGGUGUCACGUACCCCAACAAAUGCAUGUUCUGCAAUGCAUACCUGAGAAGCCGUGGAGCUCUUGGUUUGAGAUCUCUUAAUGCGUGUUAAUUUCUCGACGGGAUUCAGCUGAGAAAGCUGGCGAUGUUCCCCAUGGCAGAUGACUUCCUAAACCCUUGACCUGACCCUUGAAAACCUCUUAUCAGUCCUGAAACCCCUGCUAAUAAAAAAAAAAAGA